Molecule: messenger RNA, 1745 nt
Organism: Austrofundulus limnaeus
Lineage: Eukaryota; Metazoa; Chordata; Actinopteri; Cyprinodontiformes; Rivulidae
Gene: tmpoa
Product: thymopoietin a
Exons: 6
Coding region: 65-1153 (362 amino acids)
Molecular function (GO): DNA binding
Source: RefSeq, a predicted model, not a curated record
CGUGCAGUCUGCCUCUUUCACCCGGCCGGGCCGCGGCUGUUUUCAGCCUCCACCUGCCGCCGACAUGCCGGAGUUUCUGGAAGACCCGUCCGUGCUCACCAAAGACAAGCUAAAGUCCGAGCUGCUGGCCCACAACGUGGAGCUGCCGAGCGGAAACCCCAACAAGGACGUGUUCGUACUGCUGUACCUGAACAACCUGACCGUCMGGAACAAGAACCAGCCUAAGCUCACCGUGGACGGCUUCUCCAGCGACGAGGAGUUGCCUCCGCCCGUAGUGUCCGGCAGGAGUCGGUCCUCCGGAAAGAAAUCCAGCAGGAAUUCAGAGAAGAUUGAGAUGAAAGAGCCAGAUGUGACCGCACUGACUGACGAGGGGCUACGGGACGAGCUGCUGAAACAUGGAGUGGUUGUUGGGCCCAUUGUAGCUUCCACUCGUAAGUUGUAUGAAAAGAAGCUGCAGAAGCUGCUUGAUGGUCCUGCUCAGCUGCCUCAGGUCAACCACAACGGAAACCAUGAAUCCACCGUCUACAGCGAUGAGGAUGAAGUGAUAUCAGAACCAGAACCCGAGACCGAAGCAGAACCAGAGCCAGCGCCUCCUCCAGUGCUGGAGAGAGCAGUGAGGAGCAGAGGGAAGAACUCCUCCAUCAUCAUCCAGCAGCAAGAGGUUGAGAAGAUCUCAGCCAGAGAUCAAAGUUCUAAAGGAGGGGAGAAGGAUGUACUGAAGGAGCUGUUUCCAAACGAGGCUAAUGGUCCAACAGGGCUCAGUGUCACCAGUCGACGYGCUAUCAGAGGAGCAUCCAGACUCCCGGUGACCCCCAAUGACCUUGGGUUURAYGAGAACCACCUUCUGUCUCCAAAAACCACAAAGACCAGCAGCUCCUCUCACACAGAGAUCCAUACAGUCCACCGAGUGUCCAGCACGCCUUCCUCCUUCUCUUCCUCCUCCUCCUCUUCCUCCUCUUCCAUCCUGCCUCUUUCUGGCUCCUGCCCCCCCUCCAAGCUCUGUAGUGCAGCGCCCCCCACAGGUCAGAGCAAAGUGGUGCGCAGCAGCUCKUCUCCAUGGAUGAAGCUGGCUCUGCUGGGCUGCGUGGCUUUGUUCCUCUUCCUGGUUUACCAGACCAUGGAGCCCGGCUCCUCUGGAGCUUUGGGGAAAUAAGAUGGGAGUGGUGUUUGGGGGGCUUCUGUCUCAUCAGUUUUUAAGUGUGAAACUGCAGUGUAGCUGUUUAGUUUCUAAUCUCACUGAGGUUUAUUUUUGUACAUAUUGUUUCCUCUGAGAUGUGAGCAGAAGUGAUAAAAUCACUUCAGUUCUCAAAGAUCUGUUAUACAAAGUAAAUCCUCUGGUGCUSUUUUUGUUCUUCUUCUCCUGAUGGGCUCACAGAAAAGUUGUUUUAUUGUACCUGUGUGGUUUGUGACUAAGUUUUCUAGUUCUGACCAUUUAUUAGAGUAACAAAUCAUUGAUAUUUUUAAAGUACUUUUAUAUAUUUUCAUAAUGUCUUUUAUCAAUAAAUAUCAUUGUAUUCCACUGAGCUGUUCUGCAUAUUUUUAUACAAUAAACCCUUCUUUUUGUUUUUCAGUUAGGAAGUUCCAUGUUCUGCUGGCAUUUGCUUUUUUUGGUUUAUUAUUACUGGCAAUGGGUGUAAUUUGUGGGUGGCUUAGUGGGGUUAUGACCCCCCACAAUAACUUGAUCCACUCAAUAUAUAACAACCCCAAUAAAAUUACAUCAUUUGCUUGAAAACAACAGAAAUUAA